GCACCACAACGGCACGUGUUGGUAUUUUUUAAGCCAUUUCGUCCGACCGUGGCAGCCACACUAAUUUGGCUCUGCUUUGCGUUUCCACUUCCGUUUUCUUUUCUUUUCGUGUUUCUACGCCAGCAAGAUGAAAAUUGGCUUGUGCGCAUUCAGCGGGUACAAAAUCUACCCCGGUCAUGGCAAGACCAUGGUCAAGAUCGAUGGCAAGUCCUUCACCUUCCUGGACAAGAAGUGCGAGCGCUCCUACCUGAUGAAGCGCAAUCCCCGCAAGGUUACGUGGACCGUGCUGUACCGCCGGAAGCACCGCAAGGGAAUCGAGGAGGAGGCCUCCAAGAAGCGCACUCGCCGCACCCAGAAGUUCCAGCGCGCCAUCGUCGGCGCCUCGCUGGCCGAGAUCCUGGCCAAGCGCAACAUGAAGCCGGAGGUGCGCAAGGCGCAGCGCGACCAGGCCAUCAAGGUGGCCAAGGAGCAGAAGCGUGCCGUCAAGGCCGCCAAGAAGGCUGCUGCCCCCGCUCCCGCGAAGAAGUCCGCUCCCAAGCAGAAGGCCGCCAAGGUCACGCAGAAGGCUGCUCCCCGCGUCGGAGGCAAGCGGUAAACACCUUUCGCCGGUAGUGAUGUGCUAAAGUUAGUCCAGGAUUUAAGGAACCACUCGUGAAUUGAAAAUUAAACAAACGCCGCGAAUGCGAAUUCGUGGUGACCAAAAAAACCUGUCGCGUGUUUUUAAUCAAGCUUGGCUUGCGGUGUGGAAACUACACAAGAAAAGAAUAUUGUGUACGUCAUGAAUCAAUAAUUUAACUUUAUCCAUCAGUUUUGACCAGAUGUCGGAUUUUUAAAUUGUCAUAUUUAUUAAACGGCAAAUAUAUACCUUCAUAUCAUAGCUGAGAUUAAA
Molecule: messenger RNA, 889 nt
Organism: Drosophila santomea
Lineage: Eukaryota; Metazoa; Arthropoda; Insecta; Diptera; Drosophilidae
Gene: RpL24
Product: 60S ribosomal protein L24
Exons: 3
Coding region: 128-595 (155 amino acids)
Biological process (GO): cytoplasmic translation
Cellular component (GO): cytosolic large ribosomal subunit
Molecular function (GO): structural constituent of ribosome; mRNA binding
Source: RefSeq, a predicted model, not a curated record